AUGGAUCACGAUAAUACAAGUAGUAGCAAUCGUACAAGAGAAUUCGUUCCAUAUGUGGAUAAUAAUCUUAAUUACGUUCAAAACCCGCCAUCAAUAAGUUCAACACGUAUUUAUUCAUCGCCAUUAAUGGGUAAAUCGGCUCGAGCAGCAAAACGACGGUUGGACGGUGAUGCUAGCGCUCGACCAACACGUAUCGAUGGCAUUGAUACGUAUAAUCCUUCGACACAAAGUUUCUAUCAAAAUGUUGAGAGUCAUAGUAAUGAAAAUCAAAGACCAUUAAGUUCAGUUUUAAAUGAGCCAGGAGAGCAAUCGUUUAAUGCCAAACGGGAUUUCUUCGAGCAACGCUUUAAACAGUCAGGACCAACUUAUGAUUCUCCGCCAUCCGAUCAACAACAAAAGUUGCCUCAAAAAAUCAUUACCACGAUUACCACGACAACAUCCACACCUACUCAAGCGGUUAAUCGAAAUAGUUUGCCUUCGAUGGAAUCAUCACCAACCGUUAAUGAUUUACUUGAACGAGCAAACGAACUACAAAAUCGAGAUAAUUCAAAUAAUUCUCAGCAAUCCCUUGUUAUCGAACGCACCGAACAAUGUCAAGUGUAUUUAGAUCGCACUAAUCGUGACUCACAUCAUCCUUCACCUGUUUCCGUUCGAAAAACACGUCAAGCUACCGAUCUUGAUCAAGCUCAGGCACAAGUCAGUCGUUUGACCGACGAUCAUCAAGCUAUUCAACAGCUAACUCGCGCUUUGCAAGAGCAUCAACCACCACCGGCAACAAAUCAAUCUCAAUGUUUAUCACCAUCAGGAAAACCUAUUCUAAUUAAUACCACGACGACGACAACAACAACAAUUCCAACAGACAUAAGUCUUACUGAUCGCACUAAGCAACCAGUUUCAAGUGAAUUCACUGUUAUUGACGCUUUACUUGAUAAUCCGAUCGGAACAACGAAUAGUAAACAAAACGAUACGUUACACGCACGCUUUAAUAAUAUCAUCUCGAAUUUACAAAAUACUGAUUACAUGAAUAUUCUACGACGAUCGUUGACACGGGACUCGAAAAAGAAAAAAUCUAAACAGCAAGGAAAUCAAUUAUCGCAUCCAAUCACGGACUCGACUUCGGAACAAAUGCCAUUAAUUGAUUCAAAACAAAAUAAAAAAAGCAAGAAGAAAAACAAAAACAAAUCACCCUCACACCCAUAUACAAAUUAUGAAGUUAUUGAUGCUAUCAUUAAUAGUCCAAUUAUUCUACGUCUUCCAGAACCGUUUUUAAGGAAAUACAAUGUUCGACCACCGGCAUCUCAAUUAUCUCCAACUCCACCAUUACCAACUAAGAAUAACAAGAUUUCCUAUCAUAAACAAGCCGAUAACAAGGCGAGAAAUGAAGCAGACUACAACCUUGUCAACGUUGUCAAUGAGCUUAUGGUGCAUCAUUCAAAUGCUCCAACUCCAUCGUUUCCAACCAAUCUCAGAAAUCCAAAUCGAUCGAAUUAUCAACAAUAUCCAAUACGCUUCACCAAUCAACCGGACACACCUGUCAAACCACGUAUUGUUUAUCGAUAUAUUGACGAACGAGGAAAUGUUUUGAAAUACUCCUCAGUUGCUCCUUCGCAACUACGCGAGGUCAUACCUAAUCAAUCGACACCAAGUCCUUAUCAUAAUGUUGAACCGAAAUAUUUCAAUAGCCGACAAAUCAUUCGAAACGAUCGACCUGAUCGACGAACAUGGCAAGAUCACACAGGCUAUUCACCUACAAAAAGAGAUGAAUUUCCUUAUCAAGAUAAACGACGAUCACAGUUGAGUGAGAAAUCUCUACCAGUUGCUCGAGCAGUACCAGUUACAGUCGAGCCCGAACACGCGGGACGACCAUCAUCUGCUCAACAUCGACGAGUAUAUCAUUUUCCCAAUCAGCAAGAUGUGAAACUGUCUUGGUUACCUUUGUCAACUUCGGCAGAUCAAACACAUAUUCUACGCGAUGGAGCUGACUAUGAUACUGAUUCAUCAACAAGUGAUCAUUCGAUUACAUAUCGUACUUAUGAUUACAAGUCAAAUAAUUCUCAUCGUAAUCGACCUUUAUUUCAACAUGAUUACUAUCAAAAUCGUUCACCGAGUUUGACCUAUAAUCAAUCUCCUACACGUUUUUCACAUGAACAUCGUAAUCGAUCACCAAAUUACAGUUCAAAUAGUAUAUCUCGUAAUUAUAUUGAAGUCUUUCGUGAUGGUGCAGUUAAUCCAAGUGAAAUCUAUUCUUUACCAUUGACUGAACCCAUUCAACGAACUCCCCGUCAUUCUCGUUACGAUAAACAUCAAGCUGAAAGAUCCCAUCGAAGACAUCAUACAUCAAAUUCCAAGUAUAAGAAAGCCAUUCCAUCAUCAUCAUCGCCUUCCAAUCACGAUUCGUACCAUUCUCAAACAACUCCCGAAAGUCCCAAUCAUGAAUCGACUCAUUACGAUACCUAUUUACCUCAAUCGAAAUCAUUCGACUAUCGCCCAUUGCGUACAAAACUUCAACGCGAAUAUAAAAUAACUCCCAGUUUACUAGUGGACGAAUGGGACCAUCCCGAUCAGACAAUGACAUCGCAAUCUUACAAAACAACAAGUGUUUCAUCACCAGAUGAUGUUUUCUUCAAAAAUGCUCGGACAUACAAGGCAUAA
Adineta ricciae is the source of this 2652-nucleotide messenger RNA. The record is from the annotation of a GenBank genome assembly. NCBI's taxonomy places the organism in Eukaryota, Metazoa, Rotifera, Eurotatoria, Adinetida, Adinetidae.